This is a messenger RNA of Rhododendron vialii, 922 nucleotides long. RefSeq names its product photosynthetic NDH subunit of lumenal location 2, chloroplastic. Gene Ontology annotation, cellular component: chloroplast; photosystem II; photosystem II oxygen evolving complex. The record is from RefSeq and is a predicted model, not a curated record. NCBI's taxonomy places the organism in Eukaryota, Viridiplantae, Streptophyta, Magnoliopsida, Ericales, Ericaceae. The coding region runs from base 121 to 708 and encodes 195 amino acids. The transcript is spliced from 2 exons. Gene Ontology annotation, molecular function: calcium ion binding. Gene Ontology annotation, biological process: photosynthesis; photosynthetic electron transport chain.
AGAAUGAAGGGUCCACGUAGGAGGAACGGGCAGCUCAAUUGGGCAACAACGAAACAUGCCCAAAACUCCAAAUCUCCUGUAUAAUUGAGCUCUUUUGCUCAUAGCCAUACAAAUCCAACCAUGAGCAACUUCAUUAACACCACCACUCUCCUCCACCCCAAACCCACCACCACCACACCCCAACCCCACCGCCACCAACCCCGCCCUCUCUCGGCCACCCGGACAUCAUUUCCCGGCGACCAAAACCAAUCCCACCGCCGAAAUUUCCUCACAAAAUUCCUAACAGCUUCCAUAGCUCUUGGGCUAAAUUCUGCUCCGAUUGCGCUAGCCGAGAGCUGGGGCACGCGUUCCUUCCUGAGGGAGAAAUUCUUGGAGCCCGGGCUGUCGCCGGAAGAUGCGGUGCUGAGGAUCCGGCAGACGGCGGAGGGGUUACAUAGCAUCAGGGAUAUGCUGGAGGCCAUGUCUUGGAGAUACAUCUUGUUCUAUAUCAGGCUGAAGCAGUCCUAUUUGUCUCAGGACAUGAAAAAUGCGCUGUCAAUGGUGCCAGAAACCAGACAGCAGGCUUACGUUGAUGCUGCCAAUGAGUUGGUUGAUAACAUGGCAGAGUUUGACUAUUACAUUCGGACGCCGAAGGUCUACGAAUCGUAUCUGUACUAUGAGAAGACCCUAAAAUCAAUCGACGCGCUCGUGGAAUUUCUACCAGCAUAGUUUACUACCUCUGUCCUUGCGAACAACAAUGGUGGGGGAUUUAGAAUAGAGAAUGCGGUACAAUUUUAGUGAACAUCUCAUUCGAAUUUUUUGUAAAGCUUGAUUCUGUAAAAUUACAGUGAAUGAUGUGCUUCAAGGCUAGUGUCAAUGAAGAAGGAAAUGGAUCCUCUCCAGUCCCUUUGAAGGGAUUCGACGGUCCAUAUUGACCAGUGAA